Nasonia vitripennis (jewel wasp) is the source of this 804-nucleotide messenger RNA. RefSeq names its product mitochondrial ribosomal protein L12 (gene mRpL12). Gene Ontology annotation, cellular component: mitochondrial large ribosomal subunit; ribosome. NCBI's taxonomy places the organism in Eukaryota, Metazoa, Arthropoda, Insecta, Hymenoptera, Pteromalidae. Gene Ontology annotation, molecular function: structural constituent of ribosome. Gene Ontology annotation, biological process: translation; mitochondrial transcription. The record is from RefSeq and is marked validated. The coding region runs from base 93 to 638 and encodes 181 amino acids. The transcript is spliced from 3 exons.
GACACUAUCAUCACAAGCUUGCGUAUCUGCAGCCCAUUCCGAUAAUAUACAUUUUUUAACGUUUAAUAUUGUAAAUAAUAAGAACAGACAUAAUGAAUUCAAUCCGGAUUAUGCUGCAGAGGAAUGCGCAUCAGCUGCGCCAAUUCCACAAAUGUGUCGCACAUAAUCAAGCUGAGGCUGCAGCUGCAACUGCAACAGAAAAAUUGACAAUUCCAGUACCAGAAGGAGUUGACAAACCAGUUAGUCCAAAAAUUGAUAAGAUUGCUCAAGAAAUCACUUCUCUCAACCUUAUUGAAGUAGCCGAGCUCAGUGAUUUAUUGAAAAAACGAUUAAAUCUCCCUGAUGCUCCAGUGAUGCCAGUGGGAGGUUUUGCUGCAGCUCCAAGAGUAGAGGAAGAAGAAGCUGCGCCUAAAGCUAUCAAGAGUUCAUUCACAGUCAAACUUAUGAAGUUUGAUGACAAACAAAAGGUUGCAUUGAUCAAAGAAAUAAAGAGCAUUCUACCAGGAACAAAUUUGGUGCAAGCCAAAAAGUUUGUGGAAAGUGCACCUCAAGUUGUGAAAGCUGAUAUUGCUAAAGAGGAGGCAGAUAAACUAAAAGAAGCUUUGUCCAAAGUUGGAGCAGAAAUUGUUAUUGAAUAAACUGUAAUACUAGUUGAUACAUUUUUAUUACCUUAGAUUAACUUGUAUGUUGAGUACUAAACUGUACCUGCAUUUAGGUAACAAGAUAAUUAAAAUUAAUCGAUUUUUUAUCUUGCUUUGUUACUAUAAAUAAAAUUUAUUGAAAUAAAAUUUCUUCUUACCUACA